Molecule: messenger RNA, 906 nt
Organism: Dendrobium catenatum
Lineage: Eukaryota; Viridiplantae; Streptophyta; Magnoliopsida; Asparagales; Orchidaceae
Product: protein DETOXIFICATION 45, chloroplastic
Exons: 8
Coding region: 245-874 (209 amino acids)
Biological process (GO): transmembrane transport
Cellular component (GO): membrane
Molecular function (GO): xenobiotic transmembrane transporter activity; antiporter activity
Source: RefSeq, a predicted model, not a curated record
GGUUUUUGUUUGUUACACAUCCUCGGCAGAGUGAUUCCAACUUCCCAUAGAGUCAGACUAUCCACCUAUUCUCAUUUUUUUUCCUCCCCGGCGGUUACAUAGGUACAUUACUACCUUUUUACUCAUAUGGUUUCUUAGUAAAAGAGCUGUUAUACUACCUCCUAGGAUUCAAGAGCUACAGUUUGGUGGUUACGUAAAAUCUGGUGGUUUGCUGCUCGGGAGAACUUUAUCCGUCUUGAUAACCAUGACUCUAGGAACCUCAAUGGCUGCUCGGUUAGGGCCUUUGGCUAUGGCUGCUCAUCAGAUUUGUUUGCAGAUAUGGUUGGCUGUAUCUCUUCUGUCUGAUGCACUGGCUCUUUCUGCACAGGCAUUGAUUGCAAGUUCUUAUGCAAAGUUCGAUUACAAAAGAGUGAAAGAGAUUACACACUGUGUCUUAAAGACAGGACUUCUUACAGGAAUCGCUCUAGCUAUAAUUCUUUUUAUGUCAUUUGGCAAUAUUGCUGAAUUAUUCACCAAGGAUGUAGAAUUAUUAAACAUCGUUAGAACUGGGGUUGUGUUUGUCAGUGCCAGCCAACCCAUUAAUGCCCUCGCUUUCAUUUUUGACGGACUUCACUAUGGUGUUUCAGAUUUUGCUUAUUCAGCUUAUUCAAUGAUGGCUGUUGCUGUGAUAUCAUCUGCAGUUCUACUCUAUGCUUCUCCUCGUUUUGCUAUUAAUGGAGUCUGGUGUGGCCUAACACUUUUCAUGACUUUGCGUAUGGCUGCAGGAAUUAUGAGAUUGUGUUGGAGAUCAGGGCCAUGGUGGUUCUUACAACACGACGAAGUGAAAUAUGAGGUGGUUUUUUUAUUUAUUUAUUUUUUAUUAUUAUUAUUUUAAUAUGAGGUGGUUUGAUAACGUUAAAAUGCAUU